AUGCGUUUCUCUACUACUGCGUCCGCUGCUUUCCUAGCCGGGUCUGUUGUCGCUCAUCCCCACGCUUAUCCUCCUCUCAACGGUCUUUCUAAACGCAAAUUGGAUCUGAACUCAUUCCGCCUAGAGACUGAAACAGAGUACUCUGAUACCGCGGCAACUGAUUCGACUCCAAUCGUUGCGCUUGUGAAGAGAGAAACAUACCUCGAGACGGCCACUGCUUUAGUGCAGAAGACCGUUCCGGGUGCAGAAUUCCGCGUUGCUGAUGAUCAUUACGUUGGUACCAACGGCAUUGCUCAUGUUAACCUAAAGCAAACUGUGCACGGGCUCGACAUUGAUAAUGCCGAUUUCAACGUGAAUGUUGCUGCAGAUGGCAGUGUGUUCUCUUUUGGUAACUCUUUUUACACUGGCGCCAUUCCAGCUGAAAAUCCUCUCACCAAGCGUGAUCAAAUUGAUCCAGUUGCUGCGCUUAAAGGGGCCUCCAGUGUGCUAGACCUCUCCAUCACUGCCACUGCCGCCGUUGCCAAACCAGAGGAAUCUCUUGAGCACUAUGUCAUCGAGGGUAGUCAAGGUGCCCUUUCUGCUCCCAAGGCGCGCCUUCAAUACAUCUUGACCCCAGAGAACACUCUUGCCCUUGUGUGGAGAGUUGAGACCGACGUGGGAAGUGAUUGGCUCUUGACAUAUGUCGAUGCUGCCGACUCGAGCAAAAUCCACGCAGCAGUCAACUAUGUUGCUGAGGCUUCGUACACAGUUUACCCUUGGGAAACUAAUGACCCUUCCAAAGGAAGCCGUGUCACAGAAUCCAACCCUGCCAACACUGCCUCUUCACCUUUGGGUUGGCACAACGACGGUACCACCACAUACACCGUGACUCAUGGUAACAAUGGUAUCGCUCAGGCAAACUACGCCGGUGAUACCGCCUAUUUGAGCGAUUAUCGACCAAGUGGAGGAAGCACGAAUGACUACCUCUUUGGUCUUAACCUCGCCAACACCAACCCGCAGACCUACUCUAACGCAUCAGUCACUCAACUGUUCUACACCGCUAACUUGUAUCACGACCUUCUCUACCAACUUGGAUUUACCUCUGCAGCUGGUAACUUCCAGACAAGCGUCAACGGAGGUGGUGGUAAGGGUGGAGAUGAGGUUAUCCUCAACGCGCAAGACGGAGCUGGAACUGAUAACGCCGAUUUCGCCACUCCAGUUGAUGGACAAAAGCCAAGAAUGAGAAUGUUCAUCUGGGAUUACACCACUCCAAAGCGAGACUGCGCAUUUGAUGCUGGUGUUAUUAUUCACGAGUAUACCCAUGGUGUUUCCAAUCGUUUGACUGGUGGUCCAGCCAACUCCAACUGCUUGAGUGUUCUCGAGGCUGGUGGUAUGGGUGAGGGAUGGGGAGAUUUCAUGGCUAUUGCCAUUCAUCUCAAGACUUCUGAUAAGCGAACAACCAACUACCCUCUUGGUGACUGGAUCUACGGAAACCCUGCUGGAAUUCGCCAAUACUUGUACUCCACAAGCUUGACCACCAAUCCUCUCACAUACGCAAAGGUCAACGGUGUCAGCGAAGUCCACGCCAUCGGUACAACUUGGGCUACUAUCCUUUAUGAGCUCCUCUGGAACAUCAUCGACAAGAAGGGCAUCACUGCUACCCGAUUCCCUGUUCUUGAUGCCAAGGGAGCACCAACUGAUGGUCGUUUCUACACCAUGAAGAUUGUCAUCGAUGCUAUGGCUUUACAACCUUGCAGUCCUACAUUCGUUUCCGGACGUGACGCUAUCCUCGACGCCGACAAGAACCUUUCCGGAGGGGCCAAUGCUUGUGCUAUCUGGACUGCCUUUGCCAAGCGUGGUGUUGGAUCUGGUGCCAAGAGAGGUACUGGUAACAGCGGCCGCACUGCCAGCAACGUCAUCCCCACCGGUGUCUGCUAA
Glarea lozoyensis ATCC 20868 is the source of this 1917-nucleotide messenger RNA. Its product is annotated as Metalloproteases (zincins), catalytic. Gene Ontology annotation, molecular function: zinc ion binding; metalloendopeptidase activity. Lineage: Eukaryota; Fungi; Ascomycota; Leotiomycetes; Helotiales; Helotiaceae. The record is from RefSeq and is a predicted model, not a curated record. The transcript is spliced from 4 exons. The coding region runs from base 1 to 1917 and encodes 638 amino acids.